Molecule: messenger RNA, 1376 nt
Organism: Dioscorea cayenensis subsp. rotundata (Guinea yam)
Lineage: Eukaryota; Viridiplantae; Streptophyta; Magnoliopsida; Dioscoreales; Dioscoreaceae
Product: arogenate dehydratase 1-like
Biological process (GO): L-phenylalanine biosynthetic process
Cellular component (GO): chloroplast; cytoplasm
Molecular function (GO): prephenate dehydratase activity; arogenate dehydratase activity
Source: RefSeq, a predicted model, not a curated record
AGAAGAAACAAGAGGUGCGUACAAAGGGAUACGAUACGAUACCAUAGCAUACCAUACGGUGGUUCCACAUGGCGCUUCCGAAUCACACCCUGCUUGCCACCAAGCCCACCGCCCUCCUCAUCCGCCGCCCCACCGCCAUCCGCUCCAUCCAUCGGCCUGACAUAGGCGGCCCGCUUUUCCCUGGCGCCCUCGGGGUCAGCCGCGCCGAUUGGCUUAGCACCUGCGCAAUCCUCUCCAGCAAGGCUGUCGCCUCUCAGCAAUCAGACAACGCUGAUAACUCUUCCGGAUCUGCUGAUGAGACCACCAACCAUCUCACCGCUGUCAAUGGCCACAAAACCCUCGAUCUUGUCCCGAUUGCCAACCUCCCGAAGCCGCUCACCAUCACGGAUCUUUCCCCAGCCCCGAUGCACGGCAACCAGCUUCGCGUUGCCUACCAGGGAGUCCCCGGCGCGUACAGCGAGGCGGCUGCGGGGAAGGCAUACCCUAACUGCGAGGCCAUUCCUUGCGACCAAUUCGAGGUCGCUUUCCAAGCCGUCGAGCUCUGGAUCGCAGAUCGGGCUGUGCUCCCCGUGGAGAAUUCUCUGGGCGGGAGCAUCCACCGCAAUUACGACCUCCUCCUGCGCCACCGCCUUCACAUCGUCGGCGAGGUUCAGCUGCCCGUCCACCACUGUCUUCUUGCCCUCCCAGGCGUUCGGAAGGAGUACCUAACCCGCGUCAUCAGCCAUCCUCAGGCCUUGGCUCAGUGCGAACUCACCCUCACCAGCCUCGGUCUCAACGUCGCCCGCGAGGCCUUCGAUGACACAGCCGGCGCCGCUGAGUAUGUGGCGACGAACGGGCUGCGGGAUACGGCGGCAAUCGCUUCGGCCCGUGCGGCGGAGCUGUAUGGGAUGCAGAUCCUGGCGGACGGGAUCCAGGAUGACUCCGGGAACGUGACGCGGUUCGUGAUGCUGGCUCGGGAGCCGAUCAUUCCGCGCACGGACCGACCGUUCAAGACGAGCAUCGUAUUUGCUCACGACCGUGAGGGCACCUCGGUACUGUUCAAGGUCCUCUCGGCGUUCGCCUUCAGGAACAUAAGCCUGACAAAGAUCGAGAGCAGGCCGCACCGGCACAGGCCCAUCCGACUUGUGGACGAUGCCAACGUGGGCACCGCCAAGCACUUUGAGUACAUGUUCUAUGUGGACUUCGAGGCGUCAAUGGCGGAGGUCCGCGCACAGAACGCCCUGGCGGAGAUACAGGAGUACACCUCCUUCCUCCGGGUUCUGGGAAGUUACCCCAUGGAUAUGACCCCUUGGAUGGCUUCAUCAUCAUCAUCAUCAUCAUCAUCAUCAUCUUCAUCUUCUUCUUCAUCAUCGACGUGAAUUUAUAUUAUUAUUAUU